This is a messenger RNA of Toxoplasma gondii ME49, 4473 nucleotides long. RefSeq lists its product as hypothetical. Lineage: Eukaryota; Apicomplexa; Conoidasida; Eucoccidiorida; Sarcocystidae. The coding region runs from base 1 to 2949 and encodes 982 amino acids. The transcript is spliced from 3 exons. The record is from RefSeq and is a predicted model, not a curated record.
AUGGCGGCUUCCCCCGGCAGCCCAGCCGUGUCUGCCGCCUUGGUGCAGUUUGGUCGGGGUUUGCAGCAUGCGAUCUCGAAUGCCUCGUCUGCUAUCGUUGCAGCAGCCGGCCAUAGGAGCGGAACAGUUACUUCCUCUGUUGUCCAGAGUUCUGCUGUUUCAGAGACAUCCUGUGCCGCGCUGCUCUCGCCUCUACUUGGUCUCGGUGUUCAGAGUUCACCACCCUCUGCUGACAAGGGUUCAUCCACUCCGAUACCAGACGACCGUCGGGCACCUGAUUCUUCUUCACAUAUACAGCCCGUGGCACCCUCCCAUGCUCAUCAGUCGUGGCCAGACUCCGCUUCCACCGCCCGAGAGGAAGGCGCCCCCGCCGUGGACACUGCACCGCACACUGAGGAACCUGGAAGUGAACCUGGACAAGCAGAGGAUCCGGCAUCCCGAUCUGCAAAUAAUGUUUCUUCUCUUAAGCGUCCGCCCCCCUCUGUGCGUGAGGGAGACAAUGUUCCCCGAAUCACUCGACGGGAAGAUGACGCGUCCUCGUCACCUCCGGAUCGAAGCAUAUUCGUUGGACCUCACGAGGUUCCCACCGUGUCGGGUGGAGGCGCUGGAGGCAGAAACACAGUCGGAAAUCGUUUGAGCCGAUGCGCUCCCUCUUACUUUCCCAGCCAACCCGGCACAACGUUUCAGCAGCGUGUGGGCGCGUCUACGGCUUGCUGUUCUCUUCUAUCUUCGCCGUGCGCCCCUUCUUUGUGUUCGUCUGUACCAUUUCCGCAGCAGAUUCCUCAACUACAGGUUUGUCGAACCGAGUUUGAUCGAAUGGGUUUUGCGGGAGCCGAAAGUCGCCUUGAGGAGGUCGAGAACUCGUGGUUUUUUAUCGACAUUUUCGGCGGCGACAACGCCUUUGACAAGGGGACUCGUGGAACUCAGUUUGGCACCUCAUCUUACCCUGUUGAUGAAACGAGCAACUCUUUCACAGAGUGCAUCACUCCCGCCUCGGUUAGAGAUCGUCGGCGUUACUCGUUUGACAGGGUACUGAAGGUAUCAAGCCCCACCGUCGAGGAAGAAGAAAUCAAUGAAAUGACGAGGAAGGGACUGAAGACGGACAGCCACCAGGCCCUGAGCACGUCAGCGGGUGGAGGCGACACCUUACCAACUGAUGGCAGAGAAGGAGUGACAAUACCGGAGACACGGGCGAGUCGCAGAUGUGGCGACACGGUAGACGGAAGAGAGGAGAGUUUGGUUGACAUCGAAAGCAGGUCCUCAGGUCUUGUUCGAAUCAAUGAGCCGAGCGAAAUUGGCUUGGACGCUUCUCAGCUUGCAUCAACUCUGACUUCGGAGCUUAUUUAUGGGUCUCGAGCUAGCUCUUUUGCCGCAGACGAAGGAAUGGUAGAGGCCGGAACUUUGUCUGUUGCUCGAUCUGUCAGUCGCAGCAAGCUAUCUGAAGGAAAAAUAGAGGCAAAUGGAGGCAUUGAAGAGCCGGGAGGCGGCAAUGAAGAAGUGGAGCGGGAUUUAUCAGCUGGAACCGAGUGUAGAUCUUCGAUUCCUUGUUCCCUUCGCCGCCUCUUCGAGACGCAAAUUGAGACACAAAAAGAUGUGUAUCGUGUGGUGUCACCGAUCGAAAAAACGUGGAAUAGAGACCCGACGUACACGAAUACGCAGCGAGAAAAAAUCCGCUUUCUGGAUCGCUUUUUGACGCCUCUUUCUCCCGAGGAGAAGCUGCAUCUAGCUACGCGUAGCGCAGCGGCCUGUGAUGUGAGAGAUGGAGAGAAGUCACAAGACGACGCCUUUCCCGGAACAGAACCUGUAAUGCGAUCUCGCUUCCCAUCCACCUUUUUUCCUGCUCUCACCGCGCGCUCGUUCUGGCCCCAACGCAGGUACACAACGACAACGAUGUGCCCCGAGAAUUUACUGGGUGGGGAAACUGCGGGUUAUUGGCGCAACAACGGGACCGCUGAUCUGACAAGUACUUCACGGAAUGGGGAGAGAAGUGCACGAAGGCCUCCGCCUGGGAGGCAUAGGAGAUGUGGGACUUCAGGGAGACAUAGAAUGCAGAAGGCGGGUGCAAGUACUAGUUUCCCGUCUUUCGCGGCAAUGGUGGCAUUCUUACAAAACUCGAUUGACUUGUAUGGCCCAACUGCGCUCGAAGGCGUUACGUUCCACGUCCCCGCAGAAGACGCCGAAGAUUUUCUUGCUGCUCUGGAGGAGUCGCUUCCUUACUCUUGGCAUGAUUUUGAGUCUGCGGUUGUUGAGGCACUCAAGCCGUUGACUGCCCUAGUCGUCGGGCGUCUCGUCUUUGUCCAGCUUCCAUCGUUCCUUUUCGAGUUUUUGGCGACGACAGAGACCACGGCCGCAGCAGCUACCGCGACAGCCGAAGCGACCGGCGUGACUGUGGCGGGGAUUCUCCCGAGUCUCUGUUCCUUCGCUUCUUGUUUGAUUGUUUUCGGGGGCUGUGUUUACGCACUCGUUCGAGGAGCAAAGGCUCUCCACUCGUCCCGGCGCGCGCAGCUUCUCAUGUCGAUGAAGACAGAAGACGCCAGUGAAAGCCAAGACGGAAGAAACCACGACGACCACGUAGAAAGGGAAACGUACGUCUGGGCGGAGAGGGCAGAACGGGGGGAAGCCGGAGUGGACGAGGGGAGAGAGGCUUGCGAACAAGUGACAGAGACAAGCAACAGGAGGGGGAGGGAGGAGGUUCACGGAGAACGAGACGUGUAUUUAGAAAUAACAAAGCGUUUGGGAGAGGAUGGAAACGGGAACGAGAGAACUGAUGGAGACGUUGACACCGACGCUCGAAGAGCCACAGGUGGGAAACAUCAACAGACGGAAUCCGCGAGACAGACAACGAGUGUUGUUGUGAUUAGAAGAGAUCCAGAGCGGAAGUGGAAGGACGAAGAUGCCGUACGUGAAGGCGUCUCUUUUGGAGAGUGGAGAGCAUGUUUCCCUCCGUAAAACUUGAGGAACCGUUCGGCACCACAAAAUGGAAGUUAAACUUUUCUUUAGCCAGAAAGGCGUAUAUGCAGGGUGACACGGAGUGGUCAGUUGCUUGUGUGACUGGAAGGGAGUUGAGUGCUUCCUUACUUGGAUAUGAAUAGGAUGAGCAUGGGUUCAUGAGUAAAUCAAAAGGGGCUUCGGGAGAAAGGAUUCAUCAUUUCCUCCCCUUUCGCUCUACGUUCAUUCUGGUUGUGGUGUUUCCGGCAUACCCUCCGCGCAUAUCCUGCAUGGUGUCCCCCCGCACAAGGUCCUUGCCGUUAGGCAGGCAGUGUGAGAGGGAGUUCCUCAGAAAGUCUUGUGUGUUUGCGCGGUAUGCUAUGCAUGGAAAAGGCACGGGGUCACUGUGGGUGCUCUACUGAUUUCCUGUCUCUCUUAUUCACCUUUUCUGCUUAUCACCGUCAGCUGCCGGGCACCGCGAGAGGAACGCCGGUGCCCUUUUCGUCAAUCAUCUUGUUCCAUUUAGAGUCUUGGGUUUAAAAGUGCCAGCAACAUCCAUAUUGUCUCGCAUAGAAUGACGCAGGAACACUUGUGAAGGAGACAUGAUGGUGAAAUGAACGCAACGAAUCAUCAGAGGUGUUCUCGGCCAUGUGUCUCUGUGCAAAUGUUCCGUGAUUAAGAGCCGGUUAACUCAAAUCGAAUGAACGGAGGCAGUAUUCUACCUAGGGUAAUGAAGGUGUCCCAAGUAAAAAGAUACAGACAAGCGAAGCUAUUGUUGAUCGCUGUCCACCCGCUCUCUUUCGACGUUUUGUCAGUUCAGCAAUAUCGAAGAUGCGAAACGACAUUCGCCAUGUUGUUUUGUCCGUAGUAGAAGACCCACUAACAUGCACAGUCACCCUGUGAACAGUUUUCCGAAUCGUUUUUUGAGCGAGUCCACUGUUCAAGCGUUUGCUGUCGCCUUUGUAUUAGCUGCCCAACAUCUUUCACAUCUCUCAUUUUAUUGCCUCCUUCUCGUUCGUGUCGCUUUUUUCAGCUCCACCCCCUCUUCACUAUAUUCAUUCUGGGUAGGGUUUCUCCUUGUUCCCUCGGCCUAUUAUUGCCUUUCGUCGUUCACCUUUCGUCUCAUAUCCAGUUUGUUUGAGUUAAAAACAACCAAAUGUUUCCAUGCCGUGUUUUCUCGUAGUGUGUUCCUUGAAGGUCACAUCGAAUUGUUUCCACAUCGAGUAGGCUGACCGCACUGUGACAAUAUGGAGUAUCAACGAAGAUGCGGAAGAGGACCUUCGUACCGUUACUGCGUGGACGUGGAUGUACGGUCUUCUCUAGGGGUUCCCUGUCUCGUGUGCGUCGGAGAAAUCCAAAAAGAUCUGAGGGAAAUUGUCGCAAAGGACACCACAAUACGCCAUCAAUGGGGGGGCAAGGGUAUCAGACUGCACAGGUUUCCUCAGGACCGUUAGUCUCAUCAGUACACUCCGUGUCGUUUAUCUUGACACUGUGUACGAUAAUGUCGUACAUGACUGGAUGGUUAAGCACAUGUAUUUAAAGGAA